Molecule: messenger RNA, 2433 nt
Organism: Camelina sativa (false flax)
Lineage: Eukaryota; Viridiplantae; Streptophyta; Magnoliopsida; Brassicales; Brassicaceae
Source: RefSeq, a predicted model, not a curated record
UUUUGCUGGUUAAGGGUAAAUGUUUAAAACAGAGAAAAUUUGAGGGCCUUUUUUUGCAAUAUUACCAAUAUCAAAACCCCUAACUACAUGCUCCUCCGCCGCCAAAUCCUAAACGGCCGAAGCCAAGUUUCGCCGCAAAAGUUUUGAACGCAAAUCUUCGUCUUCUCCUUCAUCAAUCUAAUUUAGGGUUUCCUUUAUCCCUCGCAAAGUUUCUUCCUUUCUUCUCUUUCUAAGUCAUUUCAAUUACAAUGACUACGAUGCUCUGCAAGCAGUGCGACAACGAAGCCUUUGACGAAGGAGACGACGGGUUUAUCUACUGCCAACGAUGCGGUGUUAUGGUUGAUGAUAUAAUCCAAACCGGCGUCGACGACGGAGAUCUCAUCGGUGAAGGUGGAGAUACCCAAGGCGCAACGUAUAACUUCGCACAUCGCCGUAUACCACACCUAAUCACUCCUUCACAGCCUCGUUACACAGAUGAAACAGUUCGUUACUCUCAGUUUCGAUCUCAGCUCGAAUCCUUGAGCCAAGUUCCCAAAUCCGGACUCGAGAAGAAGGAUUUGUUCCGUGAAGUGAAGAGAGAGCCUGAGAGCUAUCCCGAGGAUGAGCCUGGGGAUUUUGGAGCAGAGCCUUUGAGUUACGAGGAUUAUUACGAUGAGGCUAGAGAUAGAUAUGUUAAAGCUUUUAUGAUGAUGGUUACUUGUCAAUGUGAUGCUUUGGUUGACAAGUUCAAUGUCACUCCUUUGAUUGUUGGUUUGGUUGGACCUAUCUGUUUACGUUACGUUGCUCUCUCUGGCGUCUACGAUGAUGAUUGGGCUGAUAACGCCAUUCGUGACUCCGAGCGUCAAUCAGAAGAUGGUGGUGAGUUGAAAGAUGCUAAGCGGCCUAAAACACACAGAGCCGAGCCUCGUAACUUAGAUGGUAAAAGAGCAGUGACGAUAUGGGUUGGUAUGCUUAAAAAGACUCUGCCUUUAUCGAGAUCUUUGGCUAUAUCUUUCCUUGCUUGUCAUAAAGCGGGAGCGACUGUUCUACCCACGGACAUUGUGAGAUGGGCACGGGAAGGAAAGCUUCCGUAUUUGUCUUGUUUUCUUGAGAUUCGUGAGAAAAUGGGAGAGCGGUCAGCUGCGUGUCCUGUGAAAACGAGCAUAAUGGCUAGGCCUUUUCAGAUUGUUUCUGCUCAGAUAUUAGAAUCACGAGCUGCUUUGAUUGCUGAUUUGAUAGGUUUACCUUUGCCUCCUGUGAAUUUCUUUGGUAUAGCUUCGAACUAUCUAAAGCGUUUGUCUAUUCCUGAGGACAAGAUUUUUGAUCUGGUGCGUCUUAUACAGAACUGGUCAAUGCCUCCAGAGUUAUAUCUAUCUAAGAACGAGCUGAAGCUUCCUACCCGUGUGUGUGUCAUGUCUAUACUGAUUGUAGCUAUACGGAUGCUUUAUAACAUUAAUGGUUUUGGUGUAUGGGAACGGAGUUUGGGGUUAGUUAAUGCUAGUGAGGAGGAUAUCGUUUCUGACGAGUUUGAUUCUCCGGUUCAUGAUGAGGAUGUUUCAGAGACAAAUUUGGCUGAUGCAGAGUCAUCGGAUGUAACGAAAGCAACCAAAUUUGAUACAGAGGAGCUUCUUAAGAACCUUGAAGCGAAAUAUUAUGAGGUCGCUGCUUCAGAAACCCUUGAAUCCGAGAGGGAUCUGUUGUCAUAUUUAUCAAUUGGGAAAAACGAGUUCUUCGCUGGUUUAGAAGAAGAUUUACCUAAUGAUACAUACAGAACUGUUGAUAACUUGUGGAAUAGUUAUCCAAAAGACGAGGAAUUAGAUCGGUUUAGGACUCCAUCCAAGAGGGGAAGAGAUGGGGAAGAUGAUCUAUCACUUAACCAACUUUCUAUAGAUGGUAGCAGUCCUUCAAGGAGAAACGAAAGUGUAUCAAUGGAUACUGAUCUAUCUUCAGAACACCAAGUUUCAUCAUCACCGGAGAAUCAUCAUCAAGAGGAGACAAUAAAGGAGAGAGCUAUAAAAAGACUAACUACAGACAUGGGAGAGAACUUGUUCUGUUACAUACCACCUCGUGUGAAGAUAAAGAGACUAGACUAUCUUCAAUAUGUGAGGAAAAAGGAAGAUGGAGCAUUGAUAUAUGCGGCUCACGCGGAUUACUACAUUCUUUUGCGGGCUUGUGCUAAGGUUGCUGAGGUUGAUGUUAGGAAUAUGCAUAGAGGUGUGUUGAACUUUGAGAAGAGAUUGGCUUGGAUUGAGAAAAGGAUAGAUCAGGUUGUACAUCUAACUCCACCUUUUAUGAAAUGUGACAACUGUUGUGAUGGUGAGAAUGUUGGUGAAGAACAAGAUGAUUCAUACACUAACACAUCAAGAUGAUACACUUUGUUCAUAAAUUUUUUUGUAAUAUGUUAUAUAGAAAUAUUUGUAACUUUAUAAAUCCAAUUAAUCCAAUUUUUGUGGU